Venturia canescens is the source of this 1485-nucleotide messenger RNA. Its product is annotated as zinc carboxypeptidase-like. Gene Ontology annotation, molecular function: zinc ion binding; metallocarboxypeptidase activity. Lineage: Eukaryota; Metazoa; Arthropoda; Insecta; Hymenoptera; Ichneumonidae. Gene Ontology annotation, biological process: proteolysis. Bases 178 to 1485 code for a protein of 435 amino acids. The transcript is spliced from 7 exons. The record is from RefSeq and is a predicted model, not a curated record.
GCGAUCGUCCGUUCCUUUGAUUUUUCAUACUCUCACGAAUUUUUUCAUCGAUAAGAGAACUAUCGCAGAUGAAACUAUGAAACUUCGCAAUCUCAAGAAUAAGCAAAGAAAGUGGGGAAGGAGAAACAAGUAUCUGACGUAUCGACGGGGGGGAGGAAAUAAAUAGAGAAAAGGUGAAUGAGAUCGGAACAUGAGUUCGCCAUAAACGAUAACGGCAACACCAUGAUCAAGAUUCUCGUCGUCUUCACGUUCCUCCUCGUCCUUGUAUCAGCUCAGAAGAAAAAUUACGAUAAUUACAAAGUCUUCAGGAUCGUACCGAGCACCGAAGGACAAGUCAAUUUUUUAAAACAGUUCGGUGAUUUUCGGGAUGACGAGUAUUCGUUUUGGAAAGGUCCUAGUUACAUAAACGAGACGGUCGAUUUAAUGGUGGGACCAGAAAAGUUGUUGGAAUUCAAUGAUUUGAUGGAGUCGUCGAACAUAAAAUACGUCGAAUACAUUGACAACGUUCAGUCUCUUGUCGACAACGAGAAUCCGUUUUACGGUAGAGAUGGAAAAUCGACUUUCGGCUGGACGAGUUAUCAUACGCUUGAGGAGAUUUACGCGUAUCUUGAAAAAAUCGCAGCCACUUAUCCGGACAAAGUUGAGCUCGUUGUCGGCGGGAAAACGUACGAGGGCCGUUGGAUAAAAGGGGUGAAAAUAUCCUUCAAGAAAAACAACCCCGGCGUGUUUAUCGAGGGUGGAAUUCAUGCUCGUGAAUGGAUCACCCCGGCAACCGUAACUUACAUAAUUAACGAAUUUUUGACCAGUAACGAUACGGAAAUUCGUCAAUUAGCGGAAAGCAACGAUUGGUACAUUUUUCCAUCGUUCAAUCCGGACGGUUAUGUCUACACGCACAGAUGGAAUCGUUUGUGGCGAAAAACAAGGAAACCUUACAACUUUUUCUGCUACGGAACCGACCCGAAUCGCAACUGGGGUUACAAAUGGAUGCAGGGUGGCGCCAGCAGCUCACCGUGCUCGGAAACUUUCGCUGGGACUGCUCCAUUUUCGGACAUUGAGACGAAAACUCUAUCGGAAUAUAUACGAUCGAUUUCCGACAAAUUUUACGCUUACAUCGCCUUCCACAGCUAUUCUCAACUCCUCCUUUUCCCUUACGGACACACCACCGAACAUCUCGACAAUUAUGACGAGCUUUAUGCAAUUGGUAAAAAAACGAUCGAAGCUCUAUCGAAGCGGUACGGUACGAAAUACGUGACAGGAAACAUAGCCGAAACAAUUUACAUCGCGACCGGGAGUUCCCUCGAUUGGGUGAAGAGCACAUUCAAAACACCGAUCGCUUACACGUACGAGCUCCGCGAUACUGGAAAAUAUGGAUUUAUACUUCCAGCAGAGCAAAUUAUUCCGACAGCCCAAGAAACGAUGGAUUCUUUGAUCGGGUUGUUCAGAGAAGCUGCAGCUCGUGGAAUACCGAGAAGAAUUUACAAAUAA